AUGUCGUUUUACCCAUCAUCUAAAGAACUACCUGCUUUAGGGGCUCUUUGCCUAGAUUACACAGAUGAUAUCCACCGGCCACCAGGAGACCCACUGAAUGCCCUGUCUUUCCCAUUCCCUCUCCUUUUUGAGAAAGUCCAGAAAGCCUCUCUGUGGAAUGUUGUCAGUUCAAGGGAGUAUCCGGAUGAGUUUCUCCAACAGUUCGUCGACGCAUGUGUGAAGUUGGCAAAUCGGGGAGCUGUGGGAAUAAUAACUUCCUGCGGAUUUCUAUCGCAAGUGCAAAAAAGAAUCGCCGGAAAAAUACCCAUUCCCAUUGCCACAAGUAGUCUUCUUCAGGUACCGCUGCUUCUCGCCAUGCGGCCAGAGAGCGAGCACAUAGGCAUAAUAACUUUUGAUAGCAGCACACUGGGCGAUGUUCACUUUGAGGGAAUCGGUGUUACAAAAGAAAUGAGGGAAAGAAUCUCAGUUAUUGGAUGUCCCGAUGAUGGGGCACUGAGGGGAGUUAUUCAAUACGGGGAUGCUUAUAUUCAUGAAGAACUUGAAGCAGAAAUUGUGGAGUGCGCUCAAGAGCUGCUGAUCCAUGAUCCAAAAAUUUCUGUAUUCGUUCUCGAAUGUACCCAAAUGCCGCCAUAUGCGCAAGCUGUUUUCCGUGAAACAGGGCUUCCUGUCUAUGAUGUUAUUACUAUGAUUGAUUGGUUUUAUUCAGGGUUGGAGCCAAAAACUACCUUGCCUGAUGAUAACAAGGACGGAGGAAAGCGAAGGAGAGCGAGGGAUGCAAAAGAGCUGGUUAAGAAUUGA
This is a messenger RNA of Lachancea nothofagi CBS 11611, 798 nucleotides long. The record is from the annotation of a GenBank genome assembly. NCBI's taxonomy places the organism in Eukaryota, Fungi, Ascomycota, Saccharomycetes, Saccharomycetales, Saccharomycetaceae.